Fomitopsis serialis is the source of this 1677-nucleotide messenger RNA. RefSeq lists its product as uncharacterized. The transcript has 4 exons. Lineage: Eukaryota; Fungi; Basidiomycota; Agaricomycetes; Polyporales; Fomitopsidaceae. Bases 1 to 1677 code for a protein of 558 amino acids. The record is from RefSeq and is a predicted model, not a curated record.
AUGUCAACGGGCACUACGGAACCCAGUGUCGAGCCGACGUCGCACCGUCUGAAGCUGAAGACGCGGCCUACGGCUUCGGCGGUCCUCUGGGGCCAUCUUCUGUCCAGCAAAGAUGCAUCACAGACAGCAUCCAGCACCCGCUAUUCUGAUGUAUCUUCCUGCUCCCCACUCUCCGGUAUCACUCCUGUGGACAAAACCGGGUCAUCCUUGCGUAUCCUCCUUCACGACACCCAGGCGAAUCUGGAGAAAUUCUCGGAUCGGGUGACCAAGCUGACUGGAGAUAUCAACGAGAGCAAACGCGAAAUUGGUGUGGUAAAAGAGCUCUUGCAAACCGAUCACGAGAAGGUUAUAGAACAGAUGGUUGAGUUAGAGAUCCAGCGCGCCAUCGGCGUCCCUGCCCAAGCAGCGAAAAUACACGAUGUGCGGGCGGAUCUCACCAGGGCCGAUACCAGACUCACAGCGCUGGAGAGUAAGAUGUAUAUGUUGCAAGUGAUCAACCAAACCCAGUUGCAGGCCCUCCAGACGGUUCAAGACCAACAAGGGAAGAUAAUAGCUGCUAUCUCGCCUGUGUUGCCUUUACUGCAAGCCAUCCCCCUCCAUAUCGAUAACUCUAGGAGAGAGCUCUUGGACGGCUUCCGCGACCUGCGCUCAAUGUAUGCAACCGCCAAUGCCCAAAGCGUCAUCCUUAACCCUCCACCAGCAUCAGCGGUUCCUCAGUACCCACGUGGUCCCUUAUUCGCGGGCUCAUCUCCGGCGAACCAGAGUGAUUCUGGAAGACACAAGAAGCGCAAGCUGGCCGAUGAGCGGACACCCGACGGUCCUGCACUCCGCAUUGACGCCAUUAACAGGCUUCCAGAUCCUUCGUGCACUACUGCUACUGCUGAAUAUCCACCACAGGAUCCGCGUCCUACUGCGAAUGGUCAAACACCUCGUCGCCUUGUCUCAGGCCAACCUCCUGCCUCUCCUGACGUACCUUUACGUCUCGACCAUCUGAAGCGGAAUCCCUUUCGCACGCCCCACCGACCGCCUCCGGUGAACCUGCUUCCGCCGAAUGCUGUCCCUCGUACAUCUGAUUCGGCUCUGUCAUCUGCUGCUCGCCGUGACGUCUCUAGCCAUACCAUUCUUAAUGGCGCUGUCCUGGGAUCUGCCGCAAACAACGCUCGGUCACCUGUCGACAUGCUGCAGUUUGGCGUCGGUGCUUCACGUAAUGCGUCGAAACCUCCACCUCCGGUCCAGGGGACGCCGAAGAACGCCAACUCGUUGGCGUCGACCACCAGCACGCUCUCUCAGACUUCUGUCGCGCAACCGGAUCGUGCAGGAACACCGUCAAUAAGAGGUGGUGUCGCGAACUCGACCGAUGUACGCGGAUCUAGGAUGCAGACAAGCCCCGCGACACUACGAACGGGGGUUCAAGGCAGCUCUUCUACCAUCAAGCUUCCUGACGCUCGUCUGGCCACGUAUCCCGAUGCUGUACCUGUUACUCCUGCUCGAUCUGGCCUUCAGCCUCGGCUGGAUGUUUCUAUUCUACGCACCUCUGCGAAUUCUCUCGGUACGAACGUAGGCAAGCCGAUGAGCAUCAAGGAUGUGAGAGCGCUAAAUGCUACACCGGCAUUCCGCAACGAAGAAAAGCGGUUCAUACCGCUGGACGACGAUGAUGAUGACGACCUGCUGGAGUAG